Messenger RNA from Hypoxylon fragiforme, 1415 nucleotides. RefSeq lists its product as uncharacterized. Gene Ontology annotation, biological process: regulation of transcription by RNA polymerase II; DNA-templated transcription. Bases 567 to 962 code for a protein of 131 amino acids. The record is from RefSeq and is a predicted model, not a curated record. Gene Ontology annotation, molecular function: RNA polymerase II cis-regulatory region sequence-specific DNA binding; DNA-binding transcription factor activity, RNA polymerase II-specific. The transcript is spliced from 2 exons. Lineage: Eukaryota; Fungi; Ascomycota; Sordariomycetes; Xylariales; Hypoxylaceae.
CCACUUUCAUCAAAUGGAUAAACCGUCGGUCUUUGAUUUAAACCAGCUGAAUGUCCCGGAUUCCCAAAAAAAAUCCCUUUUCCCCUCUUCAUCAACCUCCUUUUUUCUAUCUCACUUUGAGAUAGUAAUCCUCCCCUUGGGACCAAUCACCCACCGUCUGUAAAAAAGACGGUGCUUGUGCAAUCACUCUAGAGUAUUUACACGGUUUUCACCAGGCCUCGGGACGAGGCCAUUUUAAUAUAUCGUCAUGGCAGCCAGCUCCGCAUCAUCAGCAUGCUGCGUCAGUCGAGUCAGCUUCGGGUUCUGUCCACCGUGUCAGGGAGCCCGAGUCCCCAACCCAGCAUAGCUGGCAUGGCUGGGAGAGUUCCGCCUUAGGGCCGGCGGAUCUUUUCUCGUCAUGCGAUGGCUCGAAUGAGCCGUCUGUUGGGGACUGGCCCUUGGAAUUAAACAUCAACGGUGGCUAUGGAAUCAAUGUAGAACAAUGGCCUCUACCCGACUUUCGCGGGGUAGAGGACGUUUUUGAAUUCGGGAAUCACGUGUUCAACGGACCUUCAGAUGUCUCUGAAAUGUUGCCUAGCUGUGAACCUCAACCAGAGUUUCUCUUCAAUCAACCUCAUGACUCUUACAUCUUGCCUGAGUCGCAUAUUACCACUUCUAAUAAAUCACUUUCACCACAACCCACCAUGCCCGAGUCUUCCUCUAGUCAAAGCCAAACUCCGAAGACUCGGGGCCGCUCACCUUCUGUUGAUCCAACCACGGCUCUCAAGCGCCAACGAAACAACGUUGCGGCUCGCAAAUAUCGACAGAAGCGAAUAGAUCGGAUCAACGAAUUGGAGGGGGAACUCAAGGAUGUGAAGCAGGAACGUGAUGAUUUGCGACUUCGUCUAGCUCGUCAGGAGGCCGAGGCGGCAGCGUUGCGCAGCAUGCUGCAAAUGAAUUCUGGGAAGGGUGCGAAAAGUUAGCGAUAUUGGACAAUGCAUCUUGUGAUAUUUGAUAGUCCACUGAACAAUUAAAUUGGUUUUCUCAGACGAUGUCGACUCGUUUCAUUCCUCACGUGUUAUUGUCCCUUUACAGAACGGCAGAAUGUGAUAAAUAGGAUGAGGGAACGUGGUUGUCAUUCAUGGGUACCUAAGGUAAGAUGUGGUGUAGAUUUUAGCAUACCACGAUCAUUUCAACGCAGCCCGUAUCUGAAUGGCUUCGUUUCGACUUGAUCUCAACUUUAUCAUCAGACUGAAUAACUGUUUGGUUCAAUUACAACAUGUGUAUAUUUCUAUUACUGAGUAUAUAUAUCAAUAUAAUAUCCUACAACGACCACCAAAACUAUCCUGAAGCAUCAUCAUGAGUAUAGUAUGAGUGAAAAUGAUUCACUCGUAACUAACUAUCGCAUUCCGUGGUGAUGCCAAAAACAAAACCAC